Molecule: messenger RNA, 1179 nt
Organism: Coturnix japonica (Japanese quail)
Lineage: Eukaryota; Metazoa; Chordata; Aves; Galliformes; Phasianidae
Source: RefSeq, a predicted model, not a curated record
GACGUGCCGUUCAGGCUGACGGCCGCUUUCGCCGAGCACUACGAGCUGCGCACCAGCGCGGCCCUGGACAGGGAGACGACGGGCGAGUACAACGUGAGCAUCGUGGCCACGGACUGGGGCCGGCCGCGGCUGAGCGCCCGCGAGAGCGUGUGGGUGCGCGUGGGCGACGUGAACGACAACGCGCCGCGCUUCACGCAGGCGGCGUACAGCAUGUCGGUGAGCGAGAACGACGCGGGCGCGGUGCGGCUGGGCAGCGUGAAGGCGACGGACUCGGACGCGGGCGCGAACGGGCGCGUGAGGUACGCGCUGGUGCGGGAGGAGGGCUCGGAGGCGGCCGCCGUGUCGGUGGACGCCGAGAACGGAGACGUGUUCGUGCUGCGUCCGCUGGACUACGAGCAGCUGAGGCAGCUGGAGGUGGUGGUGAGCGCGGCAGACGCGGGCUCUCCGUCGCGGAGCGCCACGGCGCUGCUGCGGGUGCUGGUGCGGGACGAGAACGACAACGCGCCCGUGGUGCUGCACCCGCCGUCCGACGGCGGCGCGGCGCUGGGCGAGCUGGUGCCGGCGGGCGCCGAAGCGGGCUACCUGGUGGCCAAGGUGGUGGCGGUGGACGCGGACGCGGGGCAGAACGCGUGGCUGUCGUACGAGCUGGCCAAGGCGACGGAGCCGGGGCUGUUCCGCGUGGGGCUGCACAGCGGCGAGGUGCGCACGGCGCGCGCCGUGGGCGAGCGCGACGCGGCCCGGCACCGGCUGGUGGUGCUGGUGCGGGACCGCGGGCGGCCGCCGCGCUCCGCCAGCGCCACCCUGGCCGUGGCCCUGGCCGACGGCUUCUCCGAAGAGCACCUAAGGGCCGGCCAAGAGGCGCCGGCCGCCGAGCCCGACGCCCGCCUCACCCUCUACCUCAGCGUCUGCUUGGCCUGCGUGUCCGCGCUCUUCGUGGCCAGCGCCACGGCCGCCGUGGCCGCCAAGCUGAGGCGGGCCCGAAGGGGCGAGCCGGGGCCCUUGCCCGUCUUCCCGCAGUCGGCCGCCGACAGCAGCGCCGGCUCCCUGCCCCGCAGCUACGUCUACGACGUGCGCCUCGCCGCCGGCACCGUCAACAGCGAGUUCCGCUUCCUCGGGCCGCUCUUCCCCUGCUUCCCCGCCGGGCUGCCGCCGGGCUCGGCCGAGCAGCGGAGCUCGCUC